Nicotiana attenuata is the source of this 714-nucleotide messenger RNA. RefSeq lists its product as uncharacterized. Bases 1 to 714 code for a protein of 237 amino acids. The transcript has a single exon. The record is from RefSeq and is a predicted model, not a curated record. Lineage: Eukaryota; Viridiplantae; Streptophyta; Magnoliopsida; Solanales; Solanaceae.
AUGUGGUCUGCGAGUUUUGAUUUUGCAAAUGAGGUACUGAAAACUAUACCUCUAUGGAUCCAGUUGCCAAAGCUGCCGUUAAGCUGUUGGGAGGAUGAUUCAUUAAGCAGAAUUGGAAGCACGUUGGGAAUUCCUAUAUAUGCAGAUGCGUGUACAACAAGAGUUGAACGUAUUUCGUAUGCUCGAAUUCUGGUAGAAAUGGAUGUGACAAAGCCAUUACCAAAACAAAUCAAGGUUGAAGAUCCUAAUAGGAGAGAAUUUGAACAAGAGGUGUGGUAUGACUGGUUGCCACAAUAUUGUACAAAAUGUUUGCAACUAGGACAUAUUUGUCAAGAGCAACAGAAGGAGGAAGUAAAGCAGAAAGGUCGAGAGUUGAAACCAAAGCAAUUUUGGAGGAAAAAGGAACAAGGAACAAAGAAGCAGGACAUUGUGGCUGAAGUGAAUAAUAAAAGGGAAGAGGGUAAAAAUAUAGAAGGAGUACAAUCAAAAGAGAUAAUCAAAUCACAAGAGCAAAAUGAGGAAGAGGGAUGGCAGAUAGUUAAGGAAAAGUCAAUAGUAAGAUUUGGAAAACAUGGAGGGAAUAGUAUGGGGGCAAUAAUGAAUGGAGGGAGUACACCUGAACCUACAAGCUCCCUGAUGAUAGGCAUGGGUACCAGUAGUAGUAAUAGAUGGGAGGUGAUGAAGGAGUAUGAAGCACCUUUUAUUCCCAGAUGA